CUGUACAGAAAUGUCCAGAAAAGUUUGCACAGCUGACCCGAGCCGCCUCCUCGACAGCUCUUAAUUUAGCUCGGACGGCGGUGAUGAAGGCACUGGCUGCGCGGCUUCACUCCUGUUAGGAAGCUCCGGUGACUUUUCCUCAUCAUGUCGGACCGGGACCACGUUUCCGAUGAGGACAUCGACGAAGACGAGAUCCUGGCUACUCUGUCGCCCGAGGAGCUCCAGCAGCUCCAGUCGGACAUGGACGAUCUGGCCCCCGAUGAACGGGUGCCGGUGGGAAUGCGACAGCGGGACCAGUCGGACAAGCCCCCCACUGGCCCCUUCGACCACCGCUCCUUAGUGGACUACUUGUACUGGCAGAAGGAGUCCACGAGAAUGCUGGACGAGCGGCUGCCGGUGACGCUUCUGCCCAGUCAGGCUGGUGGAAUUGAAUGUGAAUGUUGGGACACUGCACUUGCUAACCUGGUAGAGAUGAUCCAGAAGUGCUUCCAGAUCCCUUCUCUCAUGGAGGUCCUUGGUGGCAGAUUAUGGCAGAAUCGGACAGAUGAGCAUUUCCAAUGCGCUUGUUACUUGUCAGUGAAGCUACUUUUAGUCAAAUAUGAUAACAUGCUGGCUAAAAAGAGGCAGAUACAGGAAGACCUGGAAAACGGAUACGAUAAUGAAGAAGAGAAUUCUGGGGCUGGCAUGUUAGCAGAGGAGAAUGAGCCUGAAAAGCAAGUUGGGCAUCUGCCAGUGACUUUCCAGCAGGAGAACGACAUCCAGGAAUCUCGUGGGGAACUAGAGAGAGGCAAGGUCAAAACUACAAAGCCAGCCGAGUGUGCGGCAGCUGAAAGUCGAGAUUUGGAACAAACCUCCAAGGGCAGAAGCCACGAAUCCCUGCAGCCGGCCUCGACGACUCAAGAAAGCUCCGCCGAGGAGGAAAGGAAGCCGCCUGCCGAGAGCCAGGAAAAAACAGCCCUGCCAAAAGUGUCCAAGUUAAAGCUGCCAGAAAAGCUGGCCCUGGGGGGCAACCUUAUCAAGCUGACAUCCCGGCCGUCGGGAAAUGAAACCAAUUUAGAAACAACCUUGGAUAAGAUUCGAAAAAACAGUGCUGAAAUCCGAGAGGUGAAUUUAAAUAAUAUCGAAAACAUUCCCAAGGAUAUGCUGAUGGAUUACGUAAAUGCGCUGAAAAAGAACAAACACGUGGCAACCUUUAGCAUCGCCAACACUGGGGUGGACGACACGGUUGCUUACUCCUUGGCUAACAUGCUUCGUGAGAACAAGAGUAUCAGAACGCUUAACAUAGAGUCCAAUGUCAUUUCUGGCAAAGGAGUGGUGGCCAUUAUCAGAUGUCUGCAGUUCAACGAGACGCUCACCGAGCUUAGGUUUCAUAACCAGAGGUACAUGCUUGGGCACCAGGCCGAGAUGGAGAUAUCCAGGCUGCUGAAGGCAAACCACACGUUGCUAAAGAUGGGCUAUCAUUUCGAGCUGCCUGGGCCGAGAAUGGUGGUAACGAACUUACUGUCCCGAAAUCUUGACAGGCAGCGGCAGAAAAGAUUUGAAGAACAAAAGAGGCAACAGGUGGUCAAAGAAGAGCAGGACAUGCUGGCCUUCCUGGAGAACAGCGCCAGCCUCCCACCAGCAUUCUGGGAGAUGCUCGAUGGAUGCUUGCCUCCGAUGGCUGCCCUGCAGGAAAGUCCGCCUAAGGAGCCAAGCCGCCCGCUGAAAGUGAAGGUGAAGAAGGAGGUGGCCCAGAUGCCUCCACGCAGCAACUCUCCGACAAAUCCUCUGAAAGAUUUCAAACUGAAGAAAGUCUCCAAACACCGGGAGACAAACAGGGCGGUUGAUGGGAAUGAAAAGCAAAACCUCAAGGAGGUGAUAAAGACCCUAAAGCCCAUUCCCAGGAGACGGCAACCUCCGAAGGUGCAGCUCACACCCAGAGAUGAACUACUAAGUGAAAUUCGUCACAGCAACAUUGCUUAUCUCAAACCGGUGCCGCUGCCAAAGGUUUUGGAGUCGAGCGAGACCAGUUUAUUCUGAAAGGGUCCGGUCUCGCACAACUGGAAACGGAUCUGUGACUCGACCAUGGGUACUGCGGUUCUUCCAAGAGGCUCAAAUGGCAGUGUGGAUGUUCUUUUGUGUUUUUACUGCAGUGGAAAGCAGGAGAGAUCAUUCAUUACCAGGGAGGACAGUCCAUUAUUUAAUAUACUCCAUUAAAAUCAACUGUGGUUACAAGUUCCACUUGUGUGAAUCGCUGCCCAACAGACAGUUGGACCCCCGAAAUGGAUCCACAUCACUGAGCGAGUAAAAAAGGCCCACGCCACAUUCAAACCAAACUUCGGAGAAUUAAAUCUUGACAGUAACAUCUGCAAAAACACAAGAGGAUCAGCGAACCUCAGCUAAAAAUGAGGUUAAAAUUCAACAAAACGAUAUCCUUCAGAAGACCACCCCAAUGAAUGGAAGACCUCACAGUACCAGGGUGCUCGGUUUGAACCCCAGCCUGUGUGAAGGUUGCCCGUUCACCCAAAGGUUAAUUGGCAAAUCUAAACUGGCCCGGUCUAAACGUGUCUGGGUGUGCCCUGGUACCCCGUCCACGGUGGGUUCCAGCAUCGUGUCCAGUGCUACCAGGAUGGGCACCGGCUCUUCAACUUCAAAACUGGAUAUGCAGACUAGAAAAACAAAGGAAUGAAUGAGUUCUGCUUUCAGCUACAUUUAAGUCUUCAGCACGAACAAGAGCCAAACACACACAAUGUGAUACGCACGACGGCGGGUUUAUUCUUUUUCUUUUUAACAAAGUAGAUUUUUGCUGAAUAAAUGUGCAUAAAGUGUAAUCUAUCAA
Molecule: messenger RNA, 2818 nt
Organism: Polypterus senegalus (gray bichir)
Lineage: Eukaryota; Metazoa; Chordata; Cladistia; Polypteriformes; Polypteridae
Product: leiomodin-3-like
Biological process (GO): myofibril assembly; muscle contraction; pointed-end actin filament capping
Cellular component (GO): striated muscle thin filament; myofibril
Molecular function (GO): tropomyosin binding; actin binding
Source: RefSeq, a predicted model, not a curated record